GUCGUCCGUUCAGUCGCCGUCGUUUUUACAUAAAGGUCCCUAUAGUAUUUAAGAAUUUAACCCGCGGUCCCUUUGUGGAUCUGAAAAACGUUUCGUUUCUACACAACAACCCCUACAUUUGUAAGAAUUCACCCUGCGGUCCUUUGUUUAUCUUAUCGACGCGCAGGUGAGGCACAGGAGACGUGCUCAGGUGGGGCGAAGGGGAAGAAGGGCGCGGUGUCCCGCUCGGUCAAGGCCGGCCUCCAUCUGCCCGUCGCCGUCGCCGUGGUAGGACGGGAGGAGGGAGCCCGCCUCCUUCUGGCCGUCGUCGCCGUGGUAGGACGGCAUGGACGCCUCCGGCACCGUCGCGAAGGGAAAGAAAGGCGCCGCCGGGCGCAAGGCCGGCGGGCCCAGGAAGAAGUCGGUGUCCCGCUCGGUCAAGGCCGGCCUCCAGUUCCCCGUCGGCGGCACCGGGCGGUACCUCAAGAAGGGUCGCUACGCGCAGCGCCUCGGCACGGGCACCCUCGUCUACCUCGCCGCCAUCCUCGAGUACCUCGCCGCCGAGCUGCUGGAGCUUGCUGGGAACGCCGCCAAGGACAACAAGAAGAGCCGCAUCAUCCCCCGCCACCUGCUGCUCGCUGUCAGGAACGACGAGGAGCUCGGCAAGCUGCUGGCCGGCGUCACCAUCGCGCACGGCGGCGUGGUCCCCAACAUUAACACGGUGCUGCUCCCCAAGAGGACCGUGGAGAAGGAGGGUAAGGCGCCCAAGUCGCCCAAGAAGGCCGCCACGCCGAAGAAGGCCCGAGGGAGAUGCGUUCUGUGUCGUUUAGGGUGUGUGCAGUGUAGUGUUCUUCUGAAUCUGAAUAGGGGUGUGAAGUCGUUCGGUUAGUUGUUGAUGUACCUUUUGUUGUGAUGGAAGGAAUUCAGAAAUCUCUUUUGAGUUCCCAAA
Molecule: messenger RNA, 928 nt
Organism: Hordeum vulgare subsp. vulgare (domesticated barley)
Lineage: Eukaryota; Viridiplantae; Streptophyta; Magnoliopsida; Poales; Poaceae
Product: histone H2A-like
Exons: 1
Coding region: 326-868 (180 amino acids)
Cellular component (GO): nucleosome
Molecular function (GO): DNA binding; structural constituent of chromatin; protein heterodimerization activity
Source: RefSeq, a predicted model, not a curated record